This is a messenger RNA of Suillus plorans, 633 nucleotides long. RefSeq lists its product as uncharacterized. Bases 1 to 633 code for a protein of 210 amino acids. The transcript is spliced from 7 exons. Gene Ontology annotation, molecular function: protein binding. The record is from RefSeq and is a predicted model, not a curated record. Lineage: Eukaryota; Fungi; Basidiomycota; Agaricomycetes; Boletales; Suillaceae.
AUGAACCGAACAGACAUGGAAUGGAUGGACAGAGGACAAGCGACGGAACCAAGGGCAUAUCUAUGUGUUCAACUUGGAUUCAAAGCCUUGUAUGGCAUGUGUUAUGAUGAAGCCACUGACCACUUCACUGACACUAUCAACUCUGACGCUUUCUCAUCAAAACCAGACAUUCAUGAAAUGUACAAGGACUUCGCUAUGCUCUUUGGCUGGGACCUGAAGUCCUUAUGGCAAAAGACACAUCAGAAACAGUGUCAUGCACUUCUUCAGGCAGCUUCAAGUGGUAAAAAUAACAAGGCAGACUUGACUGGUCCAAUGGCCAAGUUGGGGAAAAUGUUGUGGAUAGAAGCACUUCUGGAUGCACAGAAGGUCAUCAAAUCCAACCCUUCAUCUCAUAUUGGAUACAUGUUGAAGCAUGCAGCAUUUCAUGGUACACAACACUAUGAUGAAGCUAUUGUGGCCUUUCAAACAAUGUUCUCAAAAUUGAGUAAUGCUUCCGACUCCGAGACACAAAAAUUGUGCCAGCAGUAUCUCAGUCUAUCUGAAGUGGAUUGUGCUAUUCAAAUGAUCAUCAAUGCUCAAAUUGACAAUGCUCCUCUGCAUGUACAUCAGGAAACCUGUAUUUUCCCUGAUUGA